This is a messenger RNA of Hydra vulgaris (swiftwater hydra), 3450 nucleotides long. Its product is annotated as metabotropic glutamate receptor 3. Gene Ontology annotation, biological process: regulation of synaptic transmission, glutamatergic; G protein-coupled glutamate receptor signaling pathway. The record is from RefSeq and is a predicted model, not a curated record. Gene Ontology annotation, cellular component: plasma membrane. NCBI's taxonomy places the organism in Eukaryota, Metazoa, Cnidaria, Hydrozoa, Anthoathecata, Hydridae. Gene Ontology annotation, molecular function: adenylate cyclase inhibiting G protein-coupled glutamate receptor activity.
AACACGUACCUUACUCCUAACCAAGAAAUUUUAGUAUUUACCUUUGAUAUUUAACACCCUUUACUUAGAUUAUCCGAUUAUAGCCGUUCUCCAUUGGCAGAUCUUCUAUUGGAGAACUUUAAUUGCGUCUCUUCUAAUGUAAACCGGCUAUCGUUGAAUAAUCUAUGUAAAUGAUGUUUUAAGUCAAAUGCAAAUACUGACAGUUCAUGGUGAUGGCGGCAAAAACUUACAGUGUGCGAAUACUGAUCAUUUCAAUAAAAAAUGUUUCAAUAAAAUACAAAACAGUUGAAUAAUAGUUGCGAAACACAGUAAUGUGUUUCGCAAUUUUUUAUACCAGUAAAUUUAUAUCAAUCACAAGCGGAACUUUAUAGCGGAAAAAAACGUAUCAAUUAUAGAAAGGGAGAAGUUUCAAAACUUGUAUGGAUUUUGAAAUAACUUAAACUGAUUGUAAAUUACAGUGCAAUUAAAAGUUUUGGAGACCGUUGUUGUAAAAAAAAUUGUAAAUUAUUUAUGAAUAUCGUAGACUGUUACAUAAACGUAACUGUUUUUGACAUCAGAACAAUUUCUAAUUAUCGUACCCCAUUAAUUUUUUAUUUGUUAACAAAUUGUUUUUUCAAAAGAAAUUUGAAGACUGAAGAAUAUAUGUGCUAGGAGAACGAAAAGAAAUAUACUAAGCUGCUGGUUGUACAUUUUUAGGUGAAGUUAAAAAAACAAACAAACUAUCUUUUGAUUUAAUUGAAUUAAUUUUUCCGGAAACCUUUCCCCGGAUUGUGGCAAAACUGUGUUUAGCUGCUUAUCAUAUUGUAUCAAUAUUUUCACUUUAAAGGAUUUUAACCGUUAUUAGAAUGUAUGGGAUUCUAAUACGCUUUGCAUUGUUUAUCUGCAUACUCCACUCAACAGCUGCAAAUGAUGUUGCUCAUGGUGUUGGCUCUUUUUUAUUCGAUGGUAUUUUCUCAGUUAGUGAUGAAUCGACAAAAAGAAUUAACUAUCAUUCAGGAUUUUUAAUGGCAGAAGCAAUGAAAUUUGCAGUAGAAAAGAUUAACAACAACAGCGACCUGUAUGGAUACAAACUUGAUAUAAAUGCAAUCUACGACGUCUCAUCAACUAACACUUUGCGAAAUAGAAUUCUUUCAACAUUUCUUGAAAAAAUUCCAUUUAUUAUUGGUCCUUAUUCUUCUCAAAGUACAUUUAUUGCUGGAAUACUAACAACAACAUUCGAACAACCAACCUUUAGUUACAGUGCAAGGUAUACCGAUUUUCCUUUAGUUGGAAAUGAAAAAAUUUUAAGAACUGUCCCAUCAAAUUCUUUUCAAAUACAAGCUGUUCUUGAUUUAAUUAAAAAACUAAAAUGGAAUUAUUUAUCGGUAGUUAGCUCGUAUGGUUACGAUGGAGAAGCUGAUGCCGAAAAAUUUAUUUUAAAAUUAGGUGAAAUAGGUGUGUGUUUAGCUCAGCGAGUUGACAUUCCUAAGUAUCCAUCACAAAUAACCUUUGAUGAGGCGGUGGAAAUCUUAGAUAUCCUUGAAACUAAUAAAGAUAAGUCAAGGCAAAACGGCUUGGUGUUUUUUACAAACAACAAAGAUUCAUAUAAUUUAUUCUCGGCUAUUAAGCGCAACAAUAAAACAAAACGUUUUCUUAUAAUUUGCUUGUCAGGUUGUGCAAACUACAAAGAAAAUACUGAAGGCAACGAAGAAGCAGUUGAAGGAACCCUCAGCUUAGAUGUUGUCCAAUUAGAAAUACCAGAAUUUAAAGAAUUUGUUUACCGACAAAAACCAAACUCUUUAUCGGCUGAGUACUUUAACAAAACAUGGGAAAACAUUUUUCGUUGUUCAUUAAAUCCGUCUGUUUUUCCCACUUGUUCAGGUAAUGAAAAAUUAGGUGAUAUAAUAUAUCGAUCAUACAUACCUGUUUACUUAGUUAUGGAUGCAAUAUUUGCUGUUGCAGAUGCGCUGAAGUUUUUUAUAAACUUUUUCUGUAGCCGCUCGCAAGAUUGGAUGUUACUGGAAAAACACUGCGUAGUUAAUGCUGCUGACCGCAACGAUUUUGCCUCAAAGAUAUUUGAUAUUCUCAAACUUAUGUCAUAUACUGAUGGAACUCUAGAAGAUAUAUAUACGCCUUACGUCCGUAUAAACCGUUCCGUACAAUAUAAUAUAUAUCAAUUUAGGUUAACAUCAGACGGACAAUACGAAAACAUCUUAGUUGGUAACUGGCAAAUUAAAAGACCCUUUCUUAAUGAGUCUGUUGAAGAAACAUUUUUAUACCAAAAGCAAGAUUUUUGGUUGGACCAUUACAAUGAAACUAACUCGAACCAUUCAGAAUUACUACCUGUUGCUAAAUGCAGUGAUGAAUGUUUGCCUGGUUAUAUAGCAGUAAAUCACAAAGAUCUUCAAAAAGCUAAAUGUUGUUGGAACUGUAUCAAGUGUCCUAAAAACAGUAUAUCAGUUAAUAAUAACUGCUAUGCUUGUAAAAAAACAGAAAUGUUAGUUAAUAAUGAAUGCGUAAAUAUUCCUGAAGUAAAAAGUAUUUUUUCGGAUGCAGGUCGAACCUUAGGGUGUUUUUCAAUAUUAAUGGUUAUCGGGCUGCUAUUAGUAUUUUUUGUUACAAUAAUGUUUAUUCGCCACAAUAACACCCGCGUUGUGCGGUGUUCAGGAAGAGAUCUAUGCUACAUGAUUCUUCUUGGAUUGACAAUGCUUUUUGUAUCUCCCAUGGCUUUUAUGUCUCGACCCUCAACAACUGUUUGCAUAAUGAGAGGUGCUUUUCCUGGAAUAUCUUUCCUGAUGUGUUAUGCACCCCUUUUUUUGAGGGCAGCUCGUAUUCACCGAAUAUUUAUUCGUGCGAGGAUGACCAUUUCAAGACCAGCACUGAUAAGUCCACAGUCUCAGGUUUUUGUGGUCUUAGGUAUUGUUGGUGUGCAAGCGCUUCUUGCAUCGGUAUGGUUUACUUCAAAAACACCAGGACCAGACUUUGUUGUUUCUUCAGGCGGAGAUUCCAUCACUGUCCAAUGUACCGGAGAUGAAAGUGCAGUUGCAAUGUUUGUAAAUCUUGCUUUAAGCGCUUUUUUUGUUCUUUUAUGCACCAUUUUAGCGUUUAAGACGCGAUUGUUUCCUAAAAACUACAAUGAAGCAAAAUUUAUUGGAGUAACAUUAUAUAUUACGUGUGUUAUAUGGUCUGUUUUUCUUCCUGCUUAUUAUUUAACUGCUGGAAAAGGUGUUUACAUAAGAGAGUGUUUAAUUUCAAUUUUAUGCAUAUCAAUUGGUUAUGUUACACUUUUUGGAUUAUUUGGUCAAAAAGUACGUCUUCUUAUAUGGCCUGAUAACGCUGCUAAUUGUGAGAGAGAGAUGGUUUCUUUUAGCAAAAUAUCUGGUACUAUUUUAGAAAAAAGUGUUGAAAAAAAUUUAAUAAGUGGUGUAUAGAUUUAAUUAUGUUAAAAACCAAAAUUUUAAAAUUAUACAA